Cucumis sativus (cucumber) is the source of this 1396-nucleotide messenger RNA. Its product is annotated as nucleolin 1. Bases 218 to 1105 code for a protein of 295 amino acids. Gene Ontology annotation, molecular function: protein binding. The transcript has 2 exons. NCBI's taxonomy places the organism in Eukaryota, Viridiplantae, Streptophyta, Magnoliopsida, Cucurbitales, Cucurbitaceae. The record is from RefSeq and is a predicted model, not a curated record.
AAAAACAAAAAAGUUAUUCAAAUUCAAAUCUUCCCGUGAAAGUUUUACAUUUUUAAAAGGAAAGUAUGUAAAGUUAUGAAACGACAUGUCGUCAGGCGCUCGGUGGGCUACACGUCGUGUGGAACAGCUUGAAGACACCGGUCGGCUACGGCGGCGCCAAAAACAGAACGUUUCCGAAAUUUUAGCUUUCAAAUCCUUUAGAAGCGGCAUUUAAGCGAUGGAAAUCACCGGCGAAGACGGUUCAAAGUUAGUUCUACGAGAGCCAGUGACAGUAUUCGGAAGAGGCUCAGGAUUUGCUUCCAAAGAUCGAACAAUAUCUCGUCGUCACAUUUUAAUUGAAGCUAAAACCUCAGAGAACACUAAUGGAGCUCCCAUGGAGCCUAAAGUUUCCUUCGAGGUCAUCGGUAGGAACCCUAUCUGGGUUCGGAGCAGCAAAAAUGGCGAAAUCAGAACAUUUAAAAGAUCGGAAAAGGGCGAGAUGGCGCCUGGUGAGUCGUUCUGCGUGGGUGGGCAAGAACCAAUUUGGUUCGAAUUAAACAAGAUCGCUGAAUUCGAAGAAGGGAAGCAAGUUUUUUCGCGUUCUUCUGAUUCAGAUGAUAUCGAUGUUUCUGGCAUUGAUCCCGUCAAAGAAUUUGGUUUUCUUGUCAUGGGACACGAGUUUGAAUGUUAUGGCAAUCGGGUGAUUCGUGAUGUGAAAAAAUGGGACUGGUUUCUGGAUGGGCCGAGUAAAGACAGUGAUGAUGACAAUGAAGAUUAUGAGAGGAAAAAGAAGAGAGGAGUAAUCGGAAAGAGAAAAAAAGGAACAAACAGUGACGAUGAAGAUUGGACAGAUGAGAAUGAAGAUGCUGUUGAAAUGAUUACGAAAGUACAAAAGUCUCAAAGACCCAAAUACUCCACAAGAUCAAAAGAUCGCAAUAAGAUUUCUAAUGAUCAAAGAAAGGCUGCUAAAUCUAAUAAGAACUAUAAUGGAGAAGUUGAAGAAGAUGAAGAUGAUGAAACUUUAGGAGGCUUUAUUGUAGAUGAUGAAGUAGAUAAUGUAGAACAGAUGGACGAAGAUGAAGAAGAAGAAGAAUUUUUAGAUGAUGAGGAAGAUGAGGAAGAUUGAUGAAGCUAAUUGUUAUUGGCUGCUCUAACUUAGGCUUGUUCUAGAGAGUUUUGUCUUUGUACAUUAUUUACCUUUAGUUUCAUGUUUGUGAAAUAUACAAGGAUCAGUUUUGUGUUGUAUCUCAAAUUGUAGUUUGAUAAUCAUCUUCAGAGGCCUUCUUGUAAGUUGUAGUACUCUUUUGUCUCGUGUUGUUAAGAAAUUAUUCGAGGAGGCCAUGCGAGAGAAACCGUGAAAGUAUCUUAAAUUUAUACUCAAUAGUUAAGUAUUAGCAUGCAGAUUUUCUUCAUCAGA